Molecule: messenger RNA, 3500 nt
Organism: Hyaena hyaena (striped hyena)
Lineage: Eukaryota; Metazoa; Chordata; Mammalia; Carnivora; Hyaenidae
Gene: IL22RA1
Product: interleukin 22 receptor subunit alpha 1
Exons: 7
Coding region: 209-1963 (584 amino acids)
Molecular function (GO): protein binding
Source: RefSeq, a predicted model, not a curated record
CCCUCGGAUCCCGCCCAGGACCUGGAAUUCUGGAGCACACAGACCAGACACCUUUGCACCUCGUUCCCCCUGCUCUGACCCCACCCUCGCCGUCUUUCCCCGCCCCUGUACCUGGGUGGAGCCCGAGGCCAAGGCGCCAAGGCUUCCCAGUCCUCCAUCUGUGCUCUGCCCAGAGCAGAGGCCAAAAGAGGGCUCUGAGCCCGGCCCCAUGAGGACGCUCUUGACCAUCCUGGCCGCGGGAUCCCUGGCCGCCCACGUUGCUGAGGAUACCUCGGAUCUUCUUCAAAACGUAAAAUUCCAGUCCAGCAACUUCGAGAACAUCCUGACGUGGAACAGCAGCCUGGAGAGCGCCCCAGACACGGUCUACAGUGUGGAGUAUAAGAAGUACGGAGAGAGAGAGUGGCUGGCAAAGGAGGGCUGCCAGCAGAUCACCCGGAAAUCCUGCAACCUGACGGUGGAGACGGGCAACCUCAUGGAGCUCUACUACGCCCGCGUGACUGCCAUCGGUGCUGGAGGCCGGUCAGCCACCAAGAUGACCAACCGGUUCAGCUCCCUGCAUCACACUACCAUCAAACCACCCAAUGUGACCUGUAUCCCCAAGGUGAGAUCCAUCCAGAUGAUUGUCCAUCCCACCUCCACACCUAUCCACACAGGGGAUGGCCACCAGCUAACCCUCGAGGACAUCUUCCAUGACCUAUCCUACCACUUAGAGCUCCAGGUCAACCACACCUACCAAAUGCACCUUGGAGGCAAGCAGAGAGAAUACGAGUUCAUUGGCCUGACCCCUGACACAGAGUUCCUUGGGACCAUCAGGAUUUUCGUGCAAACCUUGUUCAAAGAGAGCGCCCCCUACGUGUGCCGAGUGAAGACCUUGCCGGAUCGGACGUGGACGUACUCCUUCUCAGGCGCCUUCCUGUUCUCCAUGGGCUUCCUCGUCGCAGGGCUCUGCUACAUGAGCUACAGAUAUGUCACCAAGCCGCCUCGGCCUCCCAACUCCCUGAACGUCCAGCGAGUCCUGACCUUCCAGCCUCUGCGGUUCAUCCAGGAGCACGUGUUCGUCCCAGUCUUUGACCUGAGCGGCCCCAGCAGCCUGGCCCAGCCCGUCCAGUACUCUCAAGUCAAGGUCUCCGGGCCCAGGGAACCCCCAGGAGACCCACCGCCUCACAGCCUGUCUGAGAUCACCUACCUCGGGCAGCCAGACCCCUCCAUCCUCCGGCCCCCUGGAGUGCUGCCUCACCAGAUGCUCUCCUCACUGUCCUUUGCGCCUCAGGCCGCCCCAGAAGUUGGGCUCCCAUCCUACGCACCUCAAGUGACCCCCGAAGCUAAACCUCCAUCGUACAUGGCCCAGGCCGUCUCUGAGGUCCAGCCUCCCUCCUACACUCCUCAGACCACUCCAGACAGCUGGCCUUCUUCCUAUGGGAUGUGUGUAGAAGGUUCUGGUAAAGACUCCCCACCUGUGACACUCUCUAGCCCCAAACACCUCAGGCCUAAAGGUCAGCUCCAGAAAGAGGCACCAGAAAGAUAUACCAAGAGGUAUAUCCCAGAAGGCCUUUCUCUGCAAAGGGUGACCUUCUUGGAUAUGAAGGACCCCCAAGAAGCAAACUCCUUCCACCAGCAUUUGGGGGUUCACCCGGACAGAGUACCUGACCCCUGUGUGCUACACAGAGGGAAACCAGGGACAUCAUCGUACCUGAAGGGCCAACUCCCCCUCCUCUCCUCUGUCCAGAUUGAGGGCCACCCUGUAUCCUUCUGUUUGAACUCUCCUUCCCUCCCAUGUUCCCCCACAGACCAGGAACCAAGUCCCUGGGGCCUGCUGGAGUCCCUCGUGUGUCCCAAGGAUGAGGACCCUGUAUCUGAGACUGAGGCCCAGGGCCCAGCCCCUCAGGCAUCAGACCUGACGCAGCGCCCAGAACUGGACUCUCUCUUCAGGGGCCUGGGCCUGACCGUGCAGUGGGAGGCCUGAGCCGAGAACAGGGCGGGCCUGGGCCUUCCUCUGUCCCCACCCAACCUCACACCACCGGCCAGCACUCCCACACCCAACCGGGCCGCACGCUGGGCAGCCGGGCCUCAGGUGAGUGCCCAUGAAAGGGCCAAAGGAAAGAGGGGCACGGGCCCCUGCCGUGGGUGAGCUACGGUUGGAGCAAAAUGGCAUGAUAAGGACUGCAGCCCAGAGGUUCCGCGUGUGCAUCGUGUGCAAACGAGCGCGUGCAAGCGGAGCUCCAUGGGGCCAAAGGGGUGUGGGAGUUAAUGCAGGGAGGCUUCACGGAGAUCCAGCGCCCCGGCUCCUAAGAUGCUGGACAGGAAGUUCUCCAGCCCAUUCCUGGCCAGAUCCGUAAACUAGUGCGACAGUGAGGUCUCUACUUCCUCUGUCGUUACCCUCUCCCAAGAAACAGCCCAGGAGGGACCCUCAUAGCAGGCUGGGCAGAGUCAGGACUGCUGAGCUUUGCCAAGGCCAGAGGCUGCACGAGGCAGGGGUGCGGCCCAGGGCUCAUUCCCAGCCCGGCUACCGCCUGAGAUCACACCGGCUCCACUUCGUUCCCCUGCUGGGGGCUCCCCCCCUCCAUGGAACGCAGGUCCCCCAGGGAGGGAGGACACACGGAGCCUUUCCUGCCUGCAAACGUUUCUGACCCUGUUUUGAGAGCAGGGUUUAUAACGAGCACCGGGUCAUGUGGCCCUUGAAACAGACACAACAACAAAGUGCACUUACUUCACAACUUUGGAAACUUAGCUCAUCUGGGUGCAAGUUCCAGCCUUACCACUUACCGGCUGUAUGACUUCAAGCAAAUGAAUCACUCCUCAAAACCUCAGUUUCUUCAUCUGUAAAGUGGAGAUAAUAACACCUACUUCACGGGGGUGUGGUGAGGAUGAAAUUAAUUAAUGAAAUGUCUCUAAAGUACUUAAUUGUGCCUGGCACAUGCGCAGUGCCCAGGAAAUGUCCUGUUGCGAUGUUUUAUAAUCAGGCAGCACAGUGAGUGACCCACUCCCCCAGGUCAGGAUGGCUUCAGCCUGGGCAUUUUCUCAUGGGCUCAAAUCACCCUGAUUUUCUCAGGAUCGCCUUGGGCCAGGCCAGAGGGGCUGGGCUAUCUGGGGGAGGCGGAGGGAAACGGGGUUUGAAGACAGAUGGAAGCUUCUCCCUGAGGUUGUAGGAGGAAGCUGCUUGCGGGUGGGGUGCCGUUCCCAGGGGACCUCCUCCCCGACAGCUCACCAGAGGCGGUGCAGGGCUUUCUUGCCCUUCUGCCCCCGCUCGGGGCUCCUCCUACAUAAGGAAAGGGCUCCGUGCUCAUGCUGUGGGGUGCUGGCCUGCCCUUUGUACCAUUUGCCUCUCGGAUGAACCAUACGAUAAGAUAAGAUAACUGAGGCCCGGAGAGGAGAAGGGACUCAGCAAGGGACACCCCCGUGGAAGCCGUGACGUAGCUGGAGCUCAAACCUAGCGCUUUCUUUCUUUUUUUUUUUUUUUUAAAUGUUUUAUUUAUUUCUGAGAGACAGAGAGAUAGUGUGAG